Heterostelium album PN500 is the source of this 843-nucleotide messenger RNA. RefSeq lists its product as uncharacterized. Lineage: Eukaryota; Evosea; Eumycetozoa; Acytosteliales; Acytosteliaceae. The transcript is spliced from 4 exons. The record is from RefSeq and is a predicted model, not a curated record. Gene Ontology annotation, biological process: proton transmembrane transport. The coding region runs from base 1 to 843 and encodes 280 amino acids. Gene Ontology annotation, cellular component: plasma membrane. Gene Ontology annotation, molecular function: voltage-gated proton channel activity.
AUGAGUAAUAAUAAUAGUCAUAAUAAUAAUUCACAACCUAAUACAUAUCAAUCAUCUCCAUAUACACUUGAUAGUUCAUCAACAUUCUCUAGUGAUAGUAGUAGUAGUAGUAGUGGAUCACAUACUCCAGUCAGUGUCGUUAAUGAAGCGGUAUCAUCGCUGCAAAGAGAUGCAGAAUUGAAUAUACCUUUGAAAAAGAAAAAACAAAAAGUCGUUGACUAUAGAUUCCCAUUUCAUUUCGCAAUACACAGUCCAAGACAUAAUAAAAGAACGAGAUGGAGAUAUAAAUUAGGUCACUUUAUAGAGAGUAAUAAAGUACAAACAUUCAUCGUUUCGCUGAUUAUACUCGAUUUAAUCAUAGCGAUUAUUGAGAUGUUCCUUGAAGAAUCAUUUAAAAAAUGUAAAGAUGAACAUGAGAUUCCACAUGCUGUUGAACGUACAGAGAGUGUAUUGAGAGUAAUUACAUUAGUUAUAUUAGGUAUUUUCGAAAUUGAAAUAAUAGCAUUGAUGUUAGCAUUUGGUAGAGACUUCUUUUUCCAUCCUUUUUAUGUACUCGAUCUUGUUGUUAUUACGACAUCGAUUGUAGUUGAUGUUGUAUUUCGAGACAAUGCAGGUGCUCUGCUUGUCAUUUUCAGACUUUGGCGUGUCGUUCGAAUAGGACAUGGUAUAGCAAUGAGUGUAGAGGAUCACGACGAACGUAAAUACUCUAUUCUCAAGAAAAAAUACAAAGAAUUGAAAAAAUCAGUUGCUGCUUCUAACAACAACAUCACCAAUAAUAAUAACAAAAACAACAACAACAACAAAAUACAAAAAUUUGAUCUAGUAGCUCCACAUACUCAAUAA